AUGUGGCCACUGGAGGACGACGAUCUGCUCCCCGAGAUCCUCGUCCGCCUGCCCCCGCAGCCCUCCUCUCUGCCCCGCGCCUCCGCCGUAUGCAAGCGCUGGCGCCUCCUCGUCUCCGACCCAGGAUUCUCCCGCCGCUUCCGGAUCCACCACCGCCGCAGCCCUCCCCUCCUCGGUUUCUUCCGCAGGAAUGACGGCCUGCCCUUCGUACCCACUCUCGACGCCCCGGAUCGUGUCUCCCCCGGUCGUUUCUCCUUGCAGCGCGGCGACGGCGACCGGUUCAUGCCCCUCGGAUGCCGCCAUGGCCUGGUACUCAUCUCCAACAAACCUAAGAACCAGAUCCUGGUGUGUGACCCCGUCACCGGCGACCAGCACCGCCUUGUCGUGCCCCCGGGGGUUGCAGUACAUGCAGAGAAGACAUCGAUCAACGGGGCGGUGCUUCGUGCUCGUGCUGCCGGAGACGAGGCCCAGCACUUCCAAGUGGUGUUGACAGUGGCAGACAACGACCACGAGCAACACCAUCGAGCUCUUGCCUGCGUUUACUCGUCAGAGACCGGCGCAUGGGGUGAUCUUGUCUCAACGCAGCUUCCACCUGAUGUUCUAAUGAGUGAUGCUCCCACCUUGGUUUCUACUGACAAGCCUGCUGUGCUGGUUGGGGAUUCCCUUUACUGGAAGCUUGCUGGGAAUAUGGAUGGAAUUCUCGAGUUCGAUUUGGAGAAGCAAAGCCUAGCUGUGAUACGGGUGCCGGUGCAUAUCCUUGAAGAGGGCCAGUACAUGUUCUUGAUUAUGCGGGCAGAGGGUGGAGGCCUUGGUUUACUCAUCCAGACAGACUGCAGCAUCCAACUGUGGAAGAUGAAGACUGAUUGUGAUGGUGUUGCUUCAUGGGGGCUUGGAAGAACCAUUGAACUGGACAAGCUACUUUCUCUGAAAUCUCAGGAGACUAACAUGUUGAUACCAGGGCUCGAGGAGGAAAAUAAUGUGGUAUUCGUGUGGGCAGAUCACAUCGUCUUUACGGUCCAUCUUGAGUCAAUGAAGUUCAAGAAGCUUUCUGGAACCUACCCCCUUUCUCAUUAUCAUCCAUUCAGAAGUGUCUACGCUGCAGGUUGUAGGUUGCUUACAGGAGGUGGUCUCUUGCAGCUCUGUACACGUAUGGAUUGCAAUACAAAUCUCCGAAAGUGA
This is a messenger RNA of Triticum turgidum subsp. durum (durum wheat), 1179 nucleotides long. The record is from the annotation of a GenBank genome assembly. NCBI's taxonomy places the organism in Eukaryota, Viridiplantae, Streptophyta, Magnoliopsida, Poales, Poaceae.